Molecule: messenger RNA, 920 nt
Organism: Populus euphratica (Euphrates poplar)
Lineage: Eukaryota; Viridiplantae; Streptophyta; Magnoliopsida; Malpighiales; Salicaceae
Gene: ETFALPHA
Product: electron transfer flavoprotein alpha
Exons: 7
Coding region: 1-807 (268 amino acids)
Biological process (GO): fatty acid beta-oxidation using acyl-CoA dehydrogenase
Cellular component (GO): mitochondrion
Molecular function (GO): flavin adenine dinucleotide binding; electron transfer activity
Source: RefSeq, a predicted model, not a curated record
AUGAAGGUUCUUGUAGCUGAUUCGGAUAAAUUUACAUAUCCUUUAGCAGAAACAUGGGCUAGGUUAGUCCAAUUGGUUCAGAAAAAAGGCGAAUACUCGCAUAUAAUUACUGCUUCGAAUUCGUUUGGGAAAAAUAUUUUGCCGCGUGCUGCUGCAUUGUUAGAUGUUUCUCCAAUCACAGAUGUUAUUGCUAUUUCUGCUUCCAAUCAAUUUAUCAGGCCAAUAUAUGCUGGAAAUGCACUUUGUACUGUAAGAUAUAGUGGCUGCAAUCCUUGUAUGUUGAGUGUAAGGCCAACAUCGUUUGCUGUCUCCAUGGAUUCAUCAAAAUGUAACGAAGCUCCUAUUUCUCAGGUUGAUCUCUCAACAUUUGAUGAAGAUUCUGUUGGUAAGUCUAGAUAUGUAAAUCAUACAGCUCAGGAUACAGAGCGUCCUGAUCUUGGAAAUGCACAAGUUGUGAUCACCGGAGGCCGGGCAUUGAAAAGUGCAGAGAACUUCAAAAUGAUUGAAAAGCUGGCAGAAAAACUUGGUGCAGCUGUUGGUGCUACCCGUGCUGCUGUUGAUGCGGGAUUUGUUCCAAAUGAUCUCCAGGUUGGUCAGACUGGAAAAAUUGUUGCCCCAGAAUUGUACAUGGCUUUUGGUGUUUCUGGAGCAAUUCAACACCUGGCUGGCAUGAGAGAUUCCAAAGUCAUUGUUGCUGUAAAUAAAGAUGCAGACGCACCUAUAUUCCAGGUAGCUGAUUAUGGGCUUGUUGGUGAUCUUUUUGAGGUAAUUCCGGAGUUGUUAGAGAAGCUUCCUGAGAAAAAGUAAACCUGGCAAAUGGGUACUUCAACCCUUAUAAUGCUAACAGUCCUGUUCAUCAAAUUGUUCAAAUUAAAGAAAAUAAACAUUAAUAGUACGAAAGUGAACUUUGAUUUCACUCA